This is a messenger RNA of Aspergillus bombycis, 954 nucleotides long. RefSeq names its product NAD dependent epimerase/dehydratase. The transcript has a single exon. The coding region runs from base 1 to 954 and encodes 317 amino acids. The record is from RefSeq and is a predicted model, not a curated record. NCBI's taxonomy places the organism in Eukaryota, Fungi, Ascomycota, Eurotiomycetes, Eurotiales, Aspergillaceae.
AUGCAUCCCACUAAAACGAUCUGCAUCGUUGGUGUUACAGGGAAUCAAGGUGGUUCUGUUGUUCAGCGAUUCCUCCAGGACCCCACUUAUCAUGUCCGGGGCCUAACGCGCAACCCCUCUUCGAGCAAAUCCCAGGAGCUCGCUGCGCAGGGGAUAGAGAUUGUCCAGGCUAACCUCGACGAUGCGGCUAGCCUAAAGUCAGCUUUUGCAGGUGCCAACGUUAUUUUCAGCGUCACCAAUUACUGGGAGCCGUUCUUCCGAGCAGACUGCCGGCAGAAGGCUGCUGAGCUGGGCAUAUCCUGCCGCAGGUACGCCUACGAUGUUGAAUACCAACAGGGCAAGAAUAUUGCCGACGCGGCAGCAGCAACUGUCGACACUUUAGAUGAAAAUGGAUUUAUUGUGUCGACGUUGAGCCACGCUGGGAGGUGUAGCGGGGGCAAAUUCGAAGAGCUGUACCAUUUUGAUGCGAAGGCAGACGUCUUCCCAAGCUACGUGCAAAGUAAUCACCCAGAGCUGUCUCGGAAGAUGUCUUGCGUGCAGACGGGAUAUUUCAUGUCCAGCUAUAAGCUGGUCCCAGAUGCUUACUUCGGGAGAGCUAAUGAUGGCUCCAUUGAGAUGACGUUCCCUACUGCUCCAGACGCAGUGGUACCUCAUUUCCAUGUCAAUGCGGAUAUGGGGCAUUUUGUGUACGCGGUGGCUAAGAUGCCGCCUGGGAAGAGUUACAUGGCUGAAGGCACGACGUGCAGCUGGGCGGAGUAUAUGAGAUUGUGGAGUGAGGUGAACUCAGUGCGAGCAUCCUAUCGGCAGAUCUCGUUGGGAGAAUUAAUAGAUCGAACACCCGAUGCAGAAUUUGGUCGGGAAGUGGGGGACAUGUUUGCAUAUUCGACCGAGCCGGGGUACGAUGGUGGUGAAAGAGAGCUACUGCAUGCGGUAGAUAUCCGAAAAGUAAGUUAG